CCCAAACUGAAGCCAGGUUUCCGUACAAAAACGAUAAACGAACUUUCAAAUAAUGACAGACCCCAUUAAGAAGUAGAAGUACACAAACUCACUCAUUAUGCACGCAUUCUGCAAAAGGGGUCAACUACAGGAGGCUAUGAGACUAAUUCUCUCAAACCCAACUCAGUUAGACUCUUAUUAUUCUUGCUACAUGAAUAUCUUGCAACUCUGCAUCGAUGAACGAGCAGAAAGACCCGGUCUUUUGGUUCAUAACCACGCAAUAACAAGUGGGUUUGAUUCAAAUUUGAAUUUAAAUACCAAGCUGGUGAUAUUUUACUCGAAAUUUGGCCGCAUUGUUAGUGCCCGUAACGUGUUUGAUCGAAUGCCCGAGAAAAAUGUUGUGUCUUGGACCGCUAUGAUUUCUGGGUAUGCUCAAAGUGGAUGUUAUGAAAAUGCUUUGGUGAUGUUUUUGAAUAUGCGUCAGGCGGGUUUUAGAGCUAAUCAGUUUGGGUAUGGUAGCGCGUUGAGGGCAUGUACGGGUUUGCGGUGUUUGGAAGUAGGGAUGCAAAUACAGGGGUGUAUUCUGAAAGGUAGGUUUGCUGAGAACUUGUUUGUGCAGAGUGCGUUGGUUGAUUUUCAUUCAAAGUGUGGAAAGAUAGAGGAUGCGCGUUAUUUGUUUGAGGAAAUGUCGGAAAGGGACUUGGUCUCUUGGAAUGCAAUGAUUGGCGGCUAUGCUGUUCAGGGCUUUGCUGAUGCCUCAUUGCAAUUGUUUCAUUCAAUGACGAGGGAAGGCAUGUUCCCUGAUUGCUUCACCUUGGGGAGUGUUUUGAGAGCCUUAGCUGGAGGUAGUGGUUUCAUGAAGGUAAGUCAAAUACAUGGGUUCAUCAUGCAAGUGGGGUUUGGAUCACACAAAACUUUGAGUGGAUCACUGAUCAAUGCAUAUGCUAAAUGUGGAAGUGUAGAGAGUGCUCAUAAAAUAUACAAGAACAUGAUGAAAAAGGACAUUAUAGCUUGCACUGCACUGAUAACUGGAUAUGCACAAGAAGGUAACUACAGCAGAGAUGUGCUAGAUCUCUUUAAAGAAAUGACUCUUACGCACCUGGCCUUGGAUGGUGUCAUAUUAUGCUCCAUGCUUAACAUAUGUGCGAAUAGUGCUUCAUUGAUCUUGGGAAGACAAAUCCAUGCCCUGACUUUUAAACACCAACCUUGUUAUGAUGUGGCCAUGGGAAAUGCUCUAGUUGAUAUGUAUGCCAAAUGCGGAGAAAUUGAAGAUGCUAACCAUGCUUUUGAUGAGAUGGAAGAAAAAGAUGUUAUUUCAUGGACAUCACUGAUUUCUGGAUAUGGAAGGCAUGGCUUAGGACAUAAGGCGAUUGCUUUAUAUAAAAAGAUGGAAUAUGAGGGGUUGGAACCUAAUGGUGUCACAUUUUUGUCUCUUCUCUUUGCUUGUAGCCAUGCUGGAUUGACAGGUGAAGGAUGGGAAUGCUUCAAUACUAUGCUCAACAAAUACAACAUCUUGCCCCGAGCUGAGCAUUUUUCUUGCAUUGUAGAUCUUUACGCGCGUGCAGGUUUGUUAGAAGAAGCUUACAAGUUGAUAUGUGACAUGAACAUCAAGCCUAAUGCCUCACUUUGGGGAGCCAUUCUUGGGGCAUGUAGCAUAUAUGGUAAUAGAUCACUUGGAGAACUGGCAGCAAUGCGUCUUUUUGAGAUGGAUCCAAAGAAUUCAGUUAACUACGUUGUUCUAGGAAGCAUAUAUGCUGCAUCUGGAGCAUGGGACAAUGCUUUGGAAACCCGAAAUUUGAUAGAAAACAGAAGUUUGAAAAAAGAACCAGCACAGAGCCUUUUACAAUCCACAACAACGAAAACCGUGCUUUUUCAGCCAACUUAAGACAGUAGAACUAGCUAAAUUUGUUGUUCAUCCUUGAAGAGGAGCAAAGAUUUAUUACCAUGCUGAUCAUGUGGAUGUUUUGUUUUGCUCCAAGAGUAGGUGAAAAUGCCUUGUUUAACUCAGACCGCUUUCACAUUUUGCUUCUGAACACUCAGGCAUGGAGGAGGAGUCAUUAGGAUCAA
Molecule: messenger RNA, 2046 nt
Organism: Prunus avium (sweet cherry)
Lineage: Eukaryota; Viridiplantae; Streptophyta; Magnoliopsida; Rosales; Rosaceae
Product: PPR superfamily protein
Biological process (GO): RNA modification
Cellular component (GO): intracellular membrane-bounded organelle
Molecular function (GO): protein binding; RNA binding
Source: RefSeq, a predicted model, not a curated record